AUGGCAAACAGGUAUCUUUAUACACUACAACUUUCAUAUUUGAAUAAUCAAACAAUCAGCAUCAUUAACAAUUCGAAGUCGGUUAUCACGAGGAUUCCAAACACGAACGGACUUUUAGCUGACCCGACUGAUCGUGACAAUUUGGCUUUACUACAACAUAUUAAGAAUGGAUGCUCCAGUAAUAUCAGCAGUACAACUGAGACAUUUGAACAGCUGGUGACCAGCAAAUUAGCAAGCUUGUGGACAGUGAAACAAACGAUCAAAGGUGAAGGAGGAUACGGAUACGUUGUUUCUGUUCCAGGACUCAAGGACAAAGGUGGGGACGAGAAGUUCAAACUUCGAACAAGCAAUUGCUUUCUGCAUGGAUUGUUUAAAGGAUUCCUCAUAGAAAUUGAGCAUCUUGAUGAUGAUAUCGAUCAAGAUGAUGUUCCAGAAGGCAACAACCUGAUUGUGAAGUUUACCAACAGCAUAAACAAAAUCAAAAGCCUGAUAGACUUAUACAAAUUUCCUGAGGGUAAUCUUUGCUUCAACGUUUUGAACGAGACCAAACUGGAUUACUUGAGCGAUUUGUGUCAACAAUACUGUGACGCUUUGCAGUUCUAA
This is a messenger RNA of Ogataea philodendri, 603 nucleotides long. RefSeq lists its product as uncharacterized. Gene Ontology annotation, cellular component: mediator complex. Gene Ontology annotation, molecular function: transcription coregulator activity. The coding region runs from base 1 to 603 and encodes 200 amino acids. Lineage: Eukaryota; Fungi; Ascomycota; Pichiomycetes; Pichiales; Pichiaceae. The transcript has a single exon. Gene Ontology annotation, biological process: regulation of transcription by RNA polymerase II. The record is from RefSeq and is a predicted model, not a curated record.